Colletotrichum karsti is the source of this 1845-nucleotide messenger RNA. Its product is annotated as iron transport multicopper oxidase fet3. The transcript has 5 exons. Gene Ontology annotation, biological process: reductive iron assimilation; cellular response to iron ion starvation. Bases 1 to 1845 code for a protein of 614 amino acids. Gene Ontology annotation, molecular function: copper ion binding; ferroxidase activity. The record is from RefSeq and is a predicted model, not a curated record. Gene Ontology annotation, cellular component: high-affinity iron permease complex. NCBI's taxonomy places the organism in Eukaryota, Fungi, Ascomycota, Sordariomycetes, Glomerellales, Glomerellaceae.
AUGGCCAAGGGAUUGUUCUUGGCGCUCGCGUGCUCAGCACUGCGGCCAGUGAUAGCCGCAACGAUCACCCACGACUUUUCAAUCGGAUGGGUGCGUGCCAAUCCCGACGGCGCCUUCGAGAGACCAGUCAUCGGCAUCAAUGGCCAAUGGCCAAUUCCUCGUAUCGACGCGAACAUUGGCGACAAUAUCAUUAUCAAUGCGUACAAUGAUCUUGGGAAUCAAUCAACCUCCCUCCAUUUUCAUGGACUCUUUAUGAACGGGACUGCGCAUAUGGAUGGUCCUUCCCAAGUUAGCCAGUGUCCUAUCCCGCCGGGAUCAUCAUUCACGUACAACUUCACGAUAACCCAGCCUGGCACUUACUGGUACCACUCUCAUACUCAAAGUCAAUAUCCUGAUGGUCUACGCGGGCCACUGAUCAUCCAUGACCCGGAGAACCCCUACAAGGACAGGUACGAUGAAGAGAUUGUGUUGACGUUGUCGGAUUGGUACCAUGAGCAGAUGCAAGUUCUCAUCCCUCAAUUCAUGAGCAAAACCAACCCCACUGGUGCGGAGCCUGUUCCGAAGGCUGCCCUGAUGAAUGAGACUCAAAACCUCACCAUCUCCAUCCAGCCAGGAAAGACCUACUUGUUUCGCGUCAUUAAUAUUGGCGCCUUCGCUGGUCAGUAUCUUUGGUUUGAGGGACAUAAUAUGUCCAUUGUCGAGGUCGAUGGAGUCUACACGAAACCAUCUGAAGCAGAGAUGAUCUAUCUGUCGGCUGCGCAGCGUUGUAGCUUUCUUCUAACCGCGAAGAACGACACAAGCCAGAACUACCCCAUCAUUGGUAGCAUGGAUACGACCCUCUUUGAUACUCUGCCUGACGAUCUGAACUGGAACGUCACCAGCUGGCUGACUUACGACAAAUCCAAGCCGCUCCCAGAGCCCGCAGUCAUCGAGGGGGAUUUCUCUCCGUUCGAUGACAUGACACUGGUUCCUCAUGACGGGUUGGAGCGAUUUGGCGAGCCAGACCAAUCAGUCGAACUCGACGUCAUUAUGGAUAACCUUGGUGACGGUGCCAACUACGCCUUCUUCAACAACAUCAGCUAUGCGCACCCCAAGGUUCCUACAUUGUACACCGCUCUCACAGCUGGCGAUUCUGCGGAGAACCCUCAGGUCUAUGGAACUUAUUCCCACAGUUUCGUGUUGAAGAAGGAUGAAAUCGUCCAAAUCGUGGUGAAUAACCUUGAUUCUGGACGCCACCCCUUUCAUCUGCAUGGUCAUCACUUCCAAGCCCUGUACCGUGGCGAGGAAGAGAGCGGCACGUUCGAGCAGUCGAAUAUGACGGAAAAUGACUUUCCUCAAGUCCCCAUGAGACGUGACACCCUCGUAAUCUGGCCGGAUGGGAACAUCGUUCUCCGUUUCAAGGCCGAUAACCCAGGCGUCUGGCUAUUCCACUGCCACAUCGAGUGGCAUGUGACUUCAGGUCUCCUUGCGACCUUCGUGGAGGCCCCGUUGGAGCUUCAGAAGACUCUCCAACUUCCUCAAAAUCACAUCGACGUUUGCAAUGCCGGUCAAGUUCCUGUCAAAGGCAAUGCCGCAGGCAAUACGGCGGAUCUUCUGGACUUGACCGGGCAGAACGCUCCCCCCGCGCCACUGCCAGCUGGAUUCACCCCUCGCGGUAUCGUGGCUUUCGUCUUCAGCUGCAUCACAGGUCUGCUAGGCAUCGUCGUCGUUUGCUGGUACGGAAUGGCAGGCUCGGGAAGCAGCGUGGAUCAAGCUGCUAUCCAGCCUAACCAAGCGCAGAUAGCAAUGGGAGGCCAAGUGUCUGACGACGGUGUUGAGAAGAAGACUGCUGCUGAUUCUCGAUGA